UAAACUCAAGAGCAAGCCAAAUGAGCUCGAGGAUUUGUGACUGACAGAGAGGAGGAGGUGGAGGGAGGGAUCCCAUCGCCGCGGCGCCGCUCGAGGUGCGAGCUCUCGGAUCGGCUGGAGCUGCAAGAUCCGGAACUCUCAAGAAACUUUGGAGGAGCUCGAAGAUGAGGGUGGCAAAGCCAAUGCGCGACAGGCGCAAGACGCCGAUGUACUAUCUGAUCACGGGCGUUUUCGUAGCGAUCUUGAUCCUUGCCGCCAUAGCGUUCUUCCGGUCUCCGUCAGAACAAGGUACCGAGGUUGUUCCACAAACAAAUGAAGCAGCGUCACAGAUGGGUUCCCGGGAGAAUUCUCCGUCCGAGGCUCGAGAGGGUGAGGUGACGAAGGACUCCGAGAAGGACUCCGACUUUGAACAAGAGAUGGAUGCUACCGAGGAGAAAAAUCUCGAAGAUAAACAACAAGCUGACCACGAAAAAGAUGGUGACAAGGUUGAUGGCGAGAAGAAGGACGACACACCUGUGGAUAUUGGAGAGCAGAAGAAAGACUCAGAUGCCCCGGUGGAAGAAGAUGCGAAAGAAGAUGAAGAGAAAGAAGACGAAGACAAGAAAGAAGAACGGAAGGACGAGGAUAAGGGAGAAGAAAAGAAAGUCGAGGACAAGGAAGAAGAGAAAAAAGACGAAGAGACUCAAAGCAAGGAUGCCGAGGAGAAGAAAGAUGAUUCCGACACUGCUACUAUCGAGGAGCCGGGGACAAACAAAACGGAGUUAGAGCUGACUGUUGAAAACAAAGAGGUUUCCAACACUUGGACAAGUCAAGCCAAUGAGUCCAAGCAGGAGAUGAAGAAGGAGGAUGUUCUUCCAAGUGCUGAUCAGCAAACAGAAAAAAAACCCGAGGAGAAGCAACCCGAACAAUCGCCAAUUGAUAUGGAGUUGAAACUUUGCAGUUUCUCCAAUGCCGCUGAUUAUAUUCCGUGCCUGGACAACCAGAAAGCUAUUAAGAAGCUGAGGUCAAGAAGUCACUACGAGCACCGGGAGCGGCAUUGCCCAACUGGAGACGAUAUUAAAAAAUGCCUCGUACCUCUUCCAUCAGGAUACCAGGCUCAUGUCAACUGGCCACAAAGCCGAAAGCAGGUCUGGUACAGCAACGUCCCUCAUCCUGGAUUAGUUUCGUAUAAGAAGGACCAAAACUGGGUGAAAAAGAAAGACGACCUUCUUCUUUUUCCUGGCGGUGGAACUCAAUUUAAACAAGGAGCUCAGCGCUACAUUGACUUCAUCCAGAUUAGUCUUCCAGAUAUUGCAUGGGGGAAGCACGUUCGCACCGUGCUUGAUGUUGGCUGUGGCGUCGCAAGUUUUGGAGGCUUUUUGUUUGACAAGAACGUUAUUACCAUGUCAUUCGCUCCAAAAGACGAACACGAAGCUCAGGUUCAGCUAGCUUUGGAGCGUGGAAUUCCAGCAAUUCUCGCGGUCAUGGGAACGCAGAGGCUGGUUUAUCCUAGCUAUGCUUACGAUAUCGCACACUGUGCUCGCUGCAGAGUUCCAUGGCAUGUAGAUGGUGGUAGACUUCUUUUGGAGCUCAAUCGCCUCAUUCGUCCGGGAGGAUACUUCGUCUGGUCGGCCACUCCAGUGUACAAAAACGAACCAGAAGAUGUACAGAUAUGGAAAGACACGAAGGCCUUAGCUGACAAUAUGUGCUGGAAGAUGAUUGUGAAACAGCGGGAUCCUAAAACAGGGGUCGGGAUUGCCAUCUUUCAAAAGCCCAAAGACAACACUUGCUACCAGAAACGACAGAAGAACGAGCCACCAAUGUGUGACGAAUCAGACAAUCGAGAUGCUGCAUGGUACGUUCCCAUGCAAAGUUGUCUUCACAAGAUCCCCGAAGGAGAUGGUAUCCGUGGCACUAGAUGGCCACAGGAGUGGCCCCAGAGGGUGAAUGCAACACCGGACUGGCUUGGAACCAUUCCAAAAGGAUUGUUUGGAAAGCCAGCGGUGGAAGAGUUUGAAUCCGACACGAUACACUGGCAGCAUGUCGUCCAGAAAUCCUACGCACGCGGCCUUGAGAUCGACUGGACUGUAAUUCGGAACGUCAUGGAUAUGAAAGCGGGAUAUGGAGGAUUUGCUGCUGCUCUCGUGGGAUACCCAGUCUGGGUCCUCAACGUGGUUCCAGUCACCGAGCCUGAUACACUGCCGAUUAUCACCGACCGUGGUUUGAUAGGACAGUAUCACGACUGGUGUGAGUCUUUCAGCACAUACCCUCGCACGUAUGACCUGCUGCACGCGGACCAUCUGUUUUCACGCUUGAAACAGAGCUGCGGUGUUGUCAACACGGUGGUGGAGAUGGACAGGAUUUUAAGGCCCGGCGGCUGGGGGAUUUUCCGAGACACCACGACAAUUCUGGGGGAGAUCGAGCCGCUCCUGAAGUCACUCCAUUGGGAAAUCCGCGUGUCAUACACACAGGAGCAGGAGCAGCUGAUCGCCGCCCAGAAAACUUCCUGGAGACCAUCCAGCUGAGCUGAAAGAUCAUAUCAGAAUCAGAGCAUCGGAGUUAUAGACGUAUAUCAAACGAGAGAACCACUAUUCACCAAGGAAACGCUACAUUCCAUUAAACAAGACCAGGAGUUCUUUAUGGAUCAAUCCAGGCGCCAGCUGAGACAACGCGACUCCAACCAAGGCAUUAUGGACGCGCAUAGCAUGAAACGAAGCGCGAUUUUAUGGAUGGCUCGAGAAACCAAGCACAACCGUGCUUCGUUCCAGGCUAUGAGCUCCCACCGCCUUGAAAAAUCCUUGAAAGUCUAUCUA
This is a messenger RNA of Selaginella moellendorffii, 2792 nucleotides long. Its product is annotated as probable methyltransferase PMT23. Gene Ontology annotation, molecular function: methyltransferase activity. The coding region runs from base 165 to 2504 and encodes 779 amino acids. The transcript has 10 exons. Gene Ontology annotation, cellular component: cytoplasm; trans-Golgi network; endosome. Lineage: Eukaryota; Viridiplantae; Streptophyta; Lycopodiopsida; Selaginellales; Selaginellaceae. The record is from RefSeq and is a predicted model, not a curated record.